Molecule: messenger RNA, 3156 nt
Organism: Panicum virgatum (switchgrass)
Lineage: Eukaryota; Viridiplantae; Streptophyta; Magnoliopsida; Poales; Poaceae
Product: ankyrin repeat domain-containing protein 17
Exons: 4
Coding region: 146-2458 (770 amino acids)
Molecular function (GO): protein binding
Source: RefSeq, a predicted model, not a curated record
AUAUAUGGCCCCGUCCCCCGUGCCGGCGCGCCUCCCCCUUUCAAGUUUCCCCGCACACCCAGGGAGGGACGCGCACCGAGGAAGCUGGAGCAGAGCAGAGACAGAGUAGCCCCGCGCCUCUAGCCCUCCAGGGAAAGCUUCGGGAAUGGCGGUGCUGCUCCGCCCGGCGGCAAUCGCCGGCGGCCGGCAGGUGUGGCCGGUGGCGGAGGCGGAGGACGAGGCGGCGCGCGAGGCGGAGGCUGCGUCGCAGCGGCUGGUGGAGGCGGUGGCGUGCGGCGACGCGCGGGAGGCCGGCGAGCUCCUCGCGGCGGGGCGCGCGGACGUGAACUACGCCGGGGUUGUCUGGCUCCGGGCGCGGCGCGUCGCGGAGGCGGAGCCGCGGGAGGGCGCCGCCGCCGAGGCGCGGGCCGUGCACGAGGAGAUCCGCGCCGACGUCUCGCCGCUCUUCCUCGCCGCCGGCAACGGGGACGCCGCGCUCGUCCGCGCCCUGCUCGCGAAGGGGGCCGACGUGAACGGGAAGGUGUUCCGAGGCUACCCGGCGACGGCCGCGGCGCGGGAGGGGCGCGUGGAGGUGGCGGAGCUGCUGGUGCGCGCGGGCGCGUCGCAGCCGGCCUGCGAGGAGGCCGUCGUGGAGGCGGCGCUGCAGGGCCAGGCCGCCCUCGCGGCCAUCUUCAUGGGCUCCGACCUCAUCCGCCCGCGCGUCGCUGUCCACGCGCUCGUGUCCGCCGCGGCGCGCGGCUUCGUCGAUGUGGCCGACACGCUCAUCAAGCGCGGGGCUGAUCCAAAUGCGACCGCCAGGGUGCUCCUGCGCUCGUUGAAACCAUCCCUGCACGCUAACGUCGACUGCACGGCGCUCUUCGCCGCAAUUGUGAGCCGCCAAGUCGCCGUGGUCCGCCAUCUACUCGAGUCCGGUGUCAAGAGGGACACGAAGGUGCGGCUGGGCGCGUGGUCCUGGGACACGUCCACCGGCGAGGAGCUGCGCGUGGGCGCCGGGCUCGCCGAGCCCUACGACGCCGUCUGGUGCGCCGUGGAGUACUACGAGUCCACGGGCUCCAUCCUGCGCUUGCUCCUCCAGAACGGGUACAAGUCGAGCGCCACGCACCUCGGACGGACGCUCCUCCACCACGCCAUCCUCUGCGGCAGCGCCGGCGCCGUCCGGACCUUGCUGGCGUCUGGUGCGGACUCCGAAGCUCCCGUGAAGACUUCCAGGAGCAGCAGGUUCAAGCCGGUUCACCUGGCAGCGCGGCUUGGCCAGCCGGAGAUCCUGCAGACGUUGCUCGACAGGGGCUGCGACGUGAACGUGAGGGCGGAGGCCGGCGACACCGCCGCCAUCCUCUGUUCGCGCCACAACCGCGAGGACUGCCUGAGAGUGCUCGUGGCCGCCGGUGCUGACGUCGCGCUGUUUAACUCGGCUGGUGAGUCCGCGGCUUCCGUCGCUUCUUCCGGCGGAUGGAAGAGUGGCUUCGACCGUUCUGUUCUUGGCGCGAUUCGGUCCGGGACCAUCCCGCGUUCAAGCGACCGGAACGUGUUCUCGCCGCUGAUGUUCGCCGCGCGGUGCGGUGACGCGGCCGCGAUGGAAGUGCUGCUCGCGCAGCCGGACGUGGACGUGGAUGAGCAGGACUUGGAAGGGUACUCGCCGAUAAUGACUACUGCCAAGGUGGGCAACGUCGAGGCCUUCCGCGCCCUCGUGUUCGCCGGCGCCAACGUGAAGCUGAGCAACAAGCGCGGGGAGACGGCCAUGGGGCUGGCGCAGCAGAGCAAGAAGAGGGACCUAUUUGAGCAGGUCAUGCUCGAGUUCGCGCUCGAGAAGGGCAUGCCGGGAGGCUUCUACGCGCUGCACUGCGCGUCCCGGCGCGGUGACACCGCGGCGGUGCGGCACCUGGCGAGCACGGGCUGCGACGUCAACGUCCCCGACGGCGACGGGUGCACCCCGCUGAUGCUCGCGGCCAGGGAGGGGCACGCGGGCGUGUGCGAGCUCCUCAUCUCCUACGGCGCCCGCUGCGACCUCGAGACGCCCCGCGGCGAGACGGCGCUCUCCCUGGCGCGGGCGGCACUGGCCACCGCGGCGUUCAACAAGGCCGAGGACGUGAUCAUGGACGAGCUGGGCCGGCAGGCGGUCCUCCAGGGCGCGCGCGUCCGGAAGCACACCAAGGGCGGGCGCGGGAAGCCCCACGGCAAGUCGCUGCGGAUGGUGGCCGCGGCGGGAUUGCUCCGGUGGGGCGGCUCGAGCCGGCGCAACGUGAUCUGCCGGGAAGCCGAGGUCGGCGGGAGCUCGGCGUUCCAGCGGCACCGGCAGAGGAAGGGCGACGCGUACGAGCCGGGGCUGUUCCGCGUGGUGACGGCGACGGGAAGGGAGGUGCACUUCGUGUGCGGGGGCGGCGAGGAGGCCGCGGAGCUGUGGGUGAGCGGCAUCAGGGCCGUGACCAGGGCGGCGUUCGGCAAGAUGGGCAAGGAGUGAGCGGGCGCGUGGCCUUGCGCUCUGUCCGUUAGGCUCUGUAGGUUUGCAUGCGUACGUGUAAAGAGUUUUAGCGGGCGUGUGGUGCGGUGUGGUGCGCAGCUGCGCUGGUCUUCAACUAAAAACUCGACCGGCGGGGGAAAGACCGCCCCCACGGCUUUCAAUUAAGAAGAGGCCAGUUGACCCCGGCCAAGAAAACCCCCCAAAGCCGGCUUCCGGGCUUGGACUGGCGGCACCUUAGCCCUGGGCCGGUCCGUAACCUUCAUGGGCCGGGUUCCGUCGCCCACUGGGCCGGGCCGUAGCCACAUGGGCCGGGUUCCGUUGCCCAAGAGCCGUGUCGCACAGCUAAGCUCAACGGAAGCACAGCGAGAGGUUUUUUCCCCCACAGGCAGGGUAAAUCCGCCCCGGUGGGGUUCGAACCCCCCAUCUGUGGAGUGCCGCCGGUUGCUUCGCACCAACUGGACUAACAACCUUAGGCAACUGGUCUUCAACUCGAAGGCUUUAGGCUGCUGAUGGGUGUGGCUUGCCACGAGGUUUUUUGGUUCAGGAGCAUGGGGGCUGUGUUGUGUGUCUAUAUAGCUUGGUGUAAUCUCGGAUAAGUUGCUUUAGCUUAACUGGCUUGUAGUUUUUCUAUCAGAACUCAGUCUCUUUCAGAAAACUCGCUGUUUGAGCUGUUCCAAGCUCCAACACGCCCAGUAUAA